AUGGCCGACGCCACGCUGAUGCCGUUCAUGCCGCGCAGGGUGAACCACAAGUCCGCAUCGCCCGCGGAUAGCUGCCAGUUCUCGAUUAUUCCACCCUCAGCGAGGUACCUAACGGUUUUCAUUUGCUUCCAUUUGAGGGAAAAAGACGAGUUACAAUUGCCUCCCUGGGUGAUAUGUAUGAAAGUUUUAAAUAAUGAUAGCAUGAGGCCCAUUCGCCUUGAAAUGCAUUUGAAGAAACAACAUCCUGCUCUGGUUUUGAAGACGAAAGUGUUUUUCUCUUCUGAAGCAGAGUCACUCAAGCAGAUGUUACUGGAUAAAUCGGAAAGUUAUCACACAGCAGCAGGUACUACAUCUGAAGAUAUAUUUAAUUCAAUAUCAAAUUUUGUUGAAAAUAAUGAUUUGGAUUGGAAGAAAUUCAUUGGACUUUGCACAGAUGGCUCACCUGCAAUGAUAGGUGUACGAUCGGGCUUAGCUAAAAAGCUCAAGGAAAAAAUCCUGCAAUGGAUAGUACACAUUGUUUUAUUCAUCGGCAAGCUUUGGCUUUCAAAACAUUGCCACAUAAAUUACGCCAGGCUUUCGCUAUAA
Molecule: messenger RNA, 585 nt
Organism: Acanthoscelides obtectus
Lineage: Eukaryota; Metazoa; Arthropoda; Insecta; Coleoptera; Chrysomelidae
Source: the annotation of a GenBank genome assembly